AUGGCGUACCCUAAAAAUGUUGGCAUCAAAGCCAUGGAAAUUUAUGUCCCAGCACAGUGUCUGGAUCAAACGCUAUUCGAAAAACAUCAAGGGGUUUCGGCUGGAAAAUAUACCAUUGGAUUGGGUCUCCAAUACAUGAACUUUUGUACCGACAGAGAGGAUGUGUGUUCUCUAGCUCUAACAGCUGUCUCUUCACUACUCCGUAAAUUCAACAUCGAUCCUAAAUCCAUUGGACGUCUAGAAGUGGGUACCGAAUCACCCAUCGAUAAAGCUAAGUCGGUCAAAUCAGUUCUCACAACUCUUUUUGCGCCAUCCGGAAAUACGAGUCUCGAAGGGAUCGACACAAUUCACGCCUGUUAUGGCGGUACCAAUGCUCUAUUCAAUGCCAUCAAUUGGGUAGAAUCUCGUUCGUGGGACGGGAGAGAUGCCAUUGUCGUUGCUUCAGAUAUUGCUCUCUAUAAAGAGGCUGCUUCUCGACCUACUGGAGGUGCUGGAUGCGUCGCUAUGCUUAUUGGCCCAAAUGCCCUGUUAUCAUUUGAUCCAGAUUUGAAAGGUGUCUAUAUGACUCAUGCUUAUGAUUUCUAUAAGCCGGAUACUAAAGUCGAGUUCCCGAUCGUGAAUGGUCAUGAAUCUAUUGGCUGUUACAUUGGCGCUCUCGAUGCAUGCCACAAGAACUUGCUUGAGCGCAUAGAGACCAGAAGUAAGCUCAGUGGAGAUACAUCCAAGGCUGUUCCCAAGAAGGUUCUUGAUCUUUUCGACUAUAUGGCGUUCCAUACCCCGAACUGCAAAUUAGUAUCUAAAUCGUAUGGUCGACUCAAGUACAAUGAUUGUCUGACAUCGACGGAUGAUGCUGAUUGGGAAGGUAUUCCUGAUGAACUCCGCAAGUUGAGCUAUUCAGAAUCCUUGAAAGACAAGACGCUGGAGAAAACCCUUGUGGCUAUCACGAAAGACGAAUUCCAAGAGCGGGUCAAGCCAUGUAUUGCUGCGCCUUCUUUAUGUGGUAAUAUGUACACGAGCAGUUUAUACUGCUCUCUCAUUAGCUUGAUUAGCAAUAUUGAUCUUACAGCCGCAGAAGGUAAAACCAUCGGAUUAUUCAGCUUCGGAAGUGGCAUUGCUAGCUCUCUCUUUGGUCUAAAGAUCACCGGCGAUCUUACCAACUUAGUCCAAAAAAUUGAUUUGAUGGAUCGUCUGAAGCAACGACAUAUCACGACACCCGAGGAGUACGAAGAGGCGUGUGCCCUCAGGAAGAACGCAUAUGGAUGCAAGGAUUUCAAACCUGUUGGUGAUGUAGCCUCCAUGGCACCUGGAACAUUCUACUUGGAGAGUAUAGAUGAUGUGUAUCGAAGAACUUAUGCUAUCAAACAGUGA
Messenger RNA from Sclerotinia sclerotiorum 1980 UF-70, 1368 nucleotides. RefSeq lists its product as hypothetical. The record is from RefSeq and is a predicted model, not a curated record. NCBI's taxonomy places the organism in Eukaryota, Fungi, Ascomycota, Leotiomycetes, Helotiales, Sclerotiniaceae. Gene Ontology annotation, biological process: acetyl-CoA metabolic process; ergosterol biosynthetic process. The coding region runs from base 1 to 1368 and encodes 455 amino acids. Gene Ontology annotation, molecular function: hydroxymethylglutaryl-CoA synthase activity. The transcript has 5 exons.